AUGGCCACCACGGUGCCCUGCACCCGCUUCACCGACGAGUACCAGCUCUACGAGGACAUUGGCAAGGGGGCUUUCUCUGUGGUCCGACGCUGCGUCAAGCUCUGCACCGGCCAUGAGUACGCUGCCAAGAUCAUCAACACCAAGAAGCUGUCGGCCAGAGAUCACCAGAAGCUGGAGAGAGAGGCUCGGAUCUGCCGCCUGCUGAAGCACUCCAACAUCGUGCGCCUGCACGACAGCAUCUCGGAGGAAGGGUUCCACUAUCUGGUCUUCGAUCUGGUCACUGGCGGGGAGCUGUUUGAGGACAUCGUGGCGAGAGAGUACUACAGCGAGGCGGAUGCCAGCCACUGCAUCCAGCAGAUCCUGGAGGCCGUCCUCCACUGCCACCAGAUGGGGGUCGUGCACAGGGACCUCAAGCCCGAGAACCUGCUCCUGGCCAGCAAGUGCAAGGGGGCGGCCGUGAAGCUGGCAGACUUCGGCCUGGCCAUCGAGGUGCAGGGCGACCAGCAGGCAUGGUUUGGGUUCGCGGGCACACCGGGCUACCUGUCCCCCGAGGUCCUGCGCAAGGAGGCUUACGGCAAACCGGUGGACAUCUGGGCCUGCGGGGUCAUCCUGUACAUCCUGCUGGUGGGCUACCCGCCCUUCUGGGACGAGGACCAGCACAAGCUGUACCAGCAGAUCAAGGCAGGCGCCUACGAUUUCCCCUCCCCCGAGUGGGACACGGUCACACCCGAAGCCAAGAACCUCAUCAACCAGAUGCUGACCAUCAACCCCGCCAAGCGCAUCACCGCGCACGAGGCGCUCAAGCACCCGUGGGUCUGCCAACGUUCCACGGUGGCCUCCAUGAUGCACAGGCAGGAGACGGUGGAGUGCCUGAAGAAGUUCAACGCGCGGAGGAAGCUCAAGGGCGCCAUCCUCACCACCAUGCUGGCCACCCGGAACUUCUCAGUGGGCAGACAGACCACCGCUCCGGCCACCAUGUCCACCGCGGCCGCCGGCGCCACCAUGGGGCUGGUGGAACAAGCAGCCAAGAGCAUGCUCAACAAGAAGGCCGACGUGGUGAAGCCCCCGACCAACAGCACCAAGAACAGCGGCGCUGCCACCAGCCCGAAGGGGACGCUUCCUCCAGCCACCCUGGAGCCUCAAACCACCGUCAUUCAUAACCCUGUGGACGGGAUCAAGGACUCGUCGGACAGCGCCCACACCACCAUAGAGGACGAGGACACGAAAGCGCGGAAGCAGGAGAUCAUCAAGGUCACGGAGCAGCUCAUCGAGGCCGUCAACAGCGGGGACUUCGAGGCCUACGCGAAAAUCUGCGACCCAGGCCUGACCUCGUUUGAGCCUGAAGCUUUGGGCAACCUGGUCGAAGGGAUGGACUUCCACAGGUUCUACUUCGAGAACUUGCUCGCCAAAAACAGCAAGCCGAUCCACACGACCAUCCUGAACCCGCACGUGCACGUCAUCGGGGAGGACGCGGCCUGCAUCGCCUACAUCCGCCUCACGCAGUACAUCGACGGCCAGGGCCGGCCCCGCACCAGCCAGUCCGAGGAGACUCGCGUGUGGCACCGCCGCGAGGGCAAGUGGCAGAACGUGCACUUCCACUGCUCAGGAGCGCCCGUGGCCCCGCUGCAGUGAAGAGCCCGAUGGAUCGUGUUCGGCGCCCAGCCGCUAGGCUCACGGCCUGCCUGUCGCAUGUUUGUGUCUGCCUCUUCCUCCCCUGGUGCCUGUGUCUGCAGAAAACCAAGACCAGAUGUGGUUCCUUUUUAAAAACAAGAUGACGGCAACCACAAAAAAAGAAAAAUAAAUAAAUGUCGGAUGAAAUGUGAAAAAAAACUUACAAAGGAAACGCUGUAAAAACGACUGGCAUUGGUGGGGCUUGAACCUGCUGGCCACUCUGCACCCGAGCUCCAGUCUGUCCGCUCCAGGCCUCCAGCCGGCGGCGCACUUGCCCACGGGCAGGCCUGUUGCCCUCACGUGUGUGUUCGAUGGGACCCA
Messenger RNA from Eptesicus fuscus (big brown bat), 1992 nucleotides. RefSeq names its product calcium/calmodulin dependent protein kinase II beta (gene CAMK2B). Gene Ontology annotation, biological process: protein phosphorylation. Gene Ontology annotation, molecular function: ATP binding; calmodulin binding; calcium/calmodulin-dependent protein kinase activity. The record is from RefSeq and is a predicted model, not a curated record. The transcript has 21 exons. Gene Ontology annotation, cellular component: neuron projection; cytoplasm. Bases 1 to 1632 code for a protein of 543 amino acids. Lineage: Eukaryota; Metazoa; Chordata; Mammalia; Chiroptera; Vespertilionidae.